Messenger RNA from Aspergillus saccharolyticus JOP 1030-1, 1605 nucleotides. RefSeq names its product putative amino acid permease family protein. The transcript has 2 exons. Gene Ontology annotation, molecular function: transmembrane transporter activity. The coding region runs from base 1 to 1605 and encodes 534 amino acids. The record is from RefSeq and is a predicted model, not a curated record. Gene Ontology annotation, biological process: amino acid transport; transmembrane transport. NCBI's taxonomy places the organism in Eukaryota, Fungi, Ascomycota, Eurotiomycetes, Eurotiales, Aspergillaceae. Gene Ontology annotation, cellular component: membrane.
AUGGACGUGGAAAACCCCGACACUCUCAAACCGAUCGACUCGGGCGACCAAAGUGCCCAAGAUGCGCACGAUUUGGCGGCCAUGGGCCAUGACCAGGUCCUGACCCGCAAGUUCGAUAUCUGGAGCAUGCUGUCGCUUGCCUUUUGUGUUUUAGGCACCUAUUCGACCUUUGCCCAGGAUCUCGACAGCGGACUCACCAAUGGAGGGCCGAUCGCCAUCCUUUGGGGUCUGGUCCUGGUGACCGCAUGCAAUCUCUGCGUUGCCGUCUCCCUCGGGGAGCUGACCAGCAGCAUGCCCACCGCGCUGGGCCAGGCCUACUGGGUGUUCCGCCUGUGGGAGACCCCGCUGGGCCGCUUUGCCUCCUACAUGUGUGCCUGGAUUAACACCUUUGGGUGGUGGACCCUGACGGCCUCGCAGGUGGCGUUCAUGACGGAGUUCCUGCUGGGGAUGAAAGUGCUGUUUGAUAACUCGUGGGGCGGGGCGGGCACCGGGUGGCUGGAGUUUGUCGUGUAUAUCGGGUGUGUGCUGCUGCUGACGGUGAUCAACCUGCUCGGGUGUCGCAAGGAGAAGGCCCUGCCCUGGUUGAACAACUUUGUCGGCGUCUGGUUCACGGCGCUGUUUGUGAUCCUCUCGCUGGCGCUGCUCAUCUCGGUCGGAGUCCGGAAGGGGCUUUCCUUCCAGCCGGCGUCCUUCGUGUUCGGGGCGUGGAUGAACGAGACCGGCUGGGACGACGGGGUGGUGUGGUUCAUCGGACUGGUGCAGGCGGCCUACGGGCUGACCGCCUUCGACGCGGUCAUCCACAUGGUGGAGGAGAUCCCGGCGCCGCGGCGUAACGCCCCCCGCGUGAUCUGGCUGUCGGUGCUGAUGGGGGCGAUCACGGGAUUCAUCUUCAUGGUGGUGUGCUUGUUCUCGAUCCAGGACGUGGACGGGGUGAUCAACUCCGCGACGGGCCUACCGUUCAUGGAGCUGAUGCUCGAGACGGUCGGACUGGAGGGUGGCGCCACCUUGCUGGCGCUGUUCAUCUUCAACGGCCUCGGCCAGGGCAUCAGCAUCCUGACAACCGCCUCCCGACUGACGUGGGGCUUCGCGCGCGACGGUGGCCUUCCCUGGAGCGGGUAUCUGGGGCAUGUCGACCCGGUGUGGAAGGUGCCGGCGCGCGCGCUGUGGUUCCAGGGGGUGCUCAUCGCGUUGGUGGGCGUGCUCUACCUCUUCGCCAACACCGUGCUGCAGGCCAUCCUGAGCGUCAGCACCAUCGCCCUGACCAUCUCCUAUGGCCUGCCCAUCGCUGCCUUGCUGAUCGUCGGCCGCGACAAGCUCCCGCCCGGCGAGUUCCACCUCGGCCGCUGGGGCGCACCGAUCAAUUGGAUCAGUGUGAUCUAUUGUGUGGUCACGACGAUUUUCUUUCUCUUCCCGGGCGCCCCCAAUCCCUCCGCAAGCGAUAUGAACUGGGCGAUUGCUGUGUUUGGGGUGAUGCUUGUGGUGGCGGUGGGGUUCUGGUUCAUCCAGGGAAGACACACGUACCUGAAGACUGAGGAUGCAAUCGCGACGAUGGUCCAGGCGCAGCAGUUGGAGGUGGAUCCUGCUGCUGAACCGGAGAAGAAGUGA